Prorocentrum cordatum is the source of this 1018-nucleotide messenger RNA. Lineage: Eukaryota; Dinophyceae; Prorocentrales; Prorocentraceae. The record is from the annotation of a GenBank genome assembly.
AGGUGGAGCAGGACAUCGAGACCCGGCUGGCGGCCGCGGAGGAGGCCAAGGACACCAAGAAGAUCACGCAGCUGGCGCGCCUGCUGGUGAUGGCCAAGGCCAGCGAGGGCGCGGCCGCGUGGCAGGCCACCCAGGAGCUCUCCGAGACGGUGGGCAACGAGAUGGCGGCAGCGCUGGCCAAGUUCGUCGGCAAAGACGACUACGACAUCAAGGACGUGGCGAACGAGGUCGACAUGCGGGUCGGUUCCGCUGUGUCGAAGUUGGACAACAUCUACCUCGACGAGGAGGCUGCCCGCAGCGCCGGCGCCACCAACCCCAUUAUCCUGAAGGACGUGGUGGCGCCGGUCGUGGACAACGUGAAGGAGUCUACCGAAGGAGCUGUGCUUGCCUUCACCGGAAAGGACACGUACGAGUUCGGCGACAUCUCCAAAGAAGCUGACCAGCGCGCCAAACAGGCCAUUGCGAGCAUUCUCGGCAAGGAGGAGUACAAGUUCGGCGACAUCUCCAAGGCCGCGGCCUCCAAGGUCAUGGAGGGCAUCACGUCGUUCACGGGCAAGGAGGAGUACAAGUUCGGUGACAUCACGAAGACCGUCCUCAAGAACGCUCUGAAUUUCUUGGAGGGCGACAAGGACAAGAAGUGACGCGAGUGCACUCACUCAUGGCACGAAGAGGCCCCAGCAUUUGUCAGCCGCUCCUUGCGCGUUCCGCUUAAAGGCAUCCUCUCGACAUAUGUCUCUAUUCUAUAAGCCUCGUUGCCUGGGUGCGCCGAGGGGGCUGCCUGGGAAGGCUCCGCCCGACAGGCAGCCCCGAGAGGGGAGGCCGGCGGACGCUCUUGUACAGAUUGGGCCGGAGCUUCCGCGCGAAGGCGGCGGAGGUUUUUUUCAAUAGCCGCGGGGCGAUUUCUGUAGGGCCAGCCUCCAGGGAGCUCUCGGGUCGAGGCCCCCCGCGAGGGACCAAGCUGAGAGAGCCCAGUUUGAAGAGCGGCGCGCUCCCGUGAGGUCGGACUUCGGUGGGAAAA